GUACACAUUCAUAUUCCCAUAUGGAUUGGUUUUUUAAAAAUAAUUCUCGUAAAUUAUUAGAAAAUCCUGAGGGUGUAGUUAGCGACGCUCUUUUAUCCGAAGUGCGGCAUUACAUGGAACUUUGUUAUGCCCAGAAACAUAUCAAAUCCAAUUCUCUACAAAAUAAUGACUCUGAAAAUAAUCCCACUUAUACGCAUAGACAUUCCACCGACAGUGAUUACCUCAAUGCGUCUAGAGAUUCUUUAACAUCAGAAAACGUCCCGACGCCACAUAGGGUGGAUUAUUCUUGGCUCGCGACAUCUAACCAGAAAUUGGAGGGGGGUAGAGCCUCUAUCUCGUCUAGGAGACGUUCUUCCGCCUUUUCAUCUGCGCGUACCUCUCUAAAUCCAGAGAUAGGCGGGCCACUAGACCACCUAUCAAACCUAUCCAUAAUAAACAACAUUUCGGAAUCAGCCAUCGAUGACCCGGUUCAAGCCUCGGAACUUCCUUACAUGACGGAACUCGAAAAUGCUGAACUAGAAAGACUGGCAUUUAAAGUCGAGCCCCGAGAAUACGUUAAAACUGUCCAGCUAUUCAGGCGUAACCUUGCCCGUUUAAUUGAACAGAAGACCUCAAAGGGUAACCUACCCAAAACUUCCCAACAUGAUUCAAACUUCGUAUUCCCAAUCAAGGAUUGGAUGAAAGGUGACGAACAUUCAUCUAAUUCCUCAUCCACCCAUUCCAAUUCCUCUCGAUCUUACAACUUUGAUGAACAACAACAAAACAUCGAAGGUACGUCAAAAAAUUAUGCCAAUACUUCAAAUGUAUUAUCAACCACUUCUUUCAGUACCAACAAUGCGAUAAAAACCAGCGAUGACACCAACAAAGACGAAAAGACUGUAAAUAUCAUGGAUCUUUCAUGCCUUAAGCCCAGGGAAAUACCAAACGUUAUGAGACUCUCAAUAUAUCGAAUUUUGGACAUGAGAGACGAAAAGGAGCAAAGUCACAACAAACAGAGGAAAAAAAGUUCUAUCCCAUCACUAUCUCAGAGUUCGAGUGUUUUCCUGCCCAUGGCUGGAGGGGGUGGAAGCAAGGAUAAUAGAGUGUUUCCUUCCGAAACCAGGAGUCUUCAUGUCAAAAAUCCUAAAAAUGGUGGCCAUAAAUCGUCAAUUAGCGUUAUCAGCGAGUUGGGCGGGGCCCUUGGGAAUCGAAAGCGAAUAUCCGACACAGAUUUGUUGAACGAUGAUAAUACUAAUCAACGGGAUCGACGAUCCACCGAAUAUAAUUUGCCGGUGUGAUUCGUAUUAAAAAUACAAAUCUAUUUUAAUAUAUGUUUAAAAUGAAAUAAUUCUCACUCGCAUUUUAUAAUAGGAGUUAAAUAUCAUCGUUAAAUAACAUCACUUAUAUACAAUAUAUUAGAUUUUACAUUUAAUUAUGAAUAUGUCAGUUAGCUAAUAAUAUUUUUACCAAAGAUCAGGAGUGAUGGCCAAACCUUUAUAAUUUCCCGAACCUUUAUAGCAAAUUUUAAAAGGAGCGAACCCGAACCUUUAUAAAUUUUCUGAAUUAGUUUAAACCCGUUUUUUAAAAUAUCUUAAUAAUUGUCAAUUUAUUAGAAACUAUUUCUUUUAGAAAGUUGAUAAUAGUUUAUUUUGUUUACUUUUUUUUGAACCAAUCAAAUCACUUAUUUAUUAAACCUGUAUUUAUUUAUAAUACACUAAUCAUUUUUUCAUAAGAAAUAUAAAAAUCCCAUAUGAACAUAUUAUAAUGUUUCAAAAACCAUAAUAUUUAUGUUUUUAAUCCCUGAAUACGGGUUCGUAUCGUUGAUUCUUACAAAUUAACAAUUUUUA
Molecule: messenger RNA, 1826 nt
Organism: Gordionus sp. m RMFG-2023
Lineage: Eukaryota; Metazoa; Nematomorpha; Gordioida; Chordodea; Parachordodidae
Exons: 4
Coding region: 21-1277 (418 amino acids)
Source: RefSeq, a predicted model, not a curated record